This is a messenger RNA of Funneliformis caledonium, 519 nucleotides long. The record is from the annotation of a GenBank genome assembly. NCBI's taxonomy places the organism in Eukaryota, Fungi, Glomeromycota, Glomeromycetes, Glomerales, Glomeraceae.
AUGUCAUGUAAACCAAUAUAUCAAACUCCUGAAAAUAUUAUGUUACAAAUUGAUGACAGGUCAUAUGAUGGUAUUCAUGAAGAGGGAGAUGGUGAUGAAGGAAAAGACAAUGAUGAUGUUCAUAAAGGAAGAGAUUACAAUGACAAUGUUCGUGAAAGAAGUGGUGAUGAUUAUUCUUUUAAUGAUGACAUUAACUCUAAUAAUAAAUACAAUGAUCAAGAUAUUUUGCAAUAUAAUAUUUCAGAUAUAUCAAGAAAAUAUAAACAAAAAAAUAUAGUUAAUAUUGAACUGAUAAAAAUACCUGAAAAAUAUGUUGCUAAUGGUAACGAUAGUUAUUUGGUCCCUUCAAAAUUUUUAGAAAGAUUAAAUGCUCAAAAUAAAAAAGGUAUUGUAGCUAUUAUUAAAGAUAUUCAAAAAGUAUCAUUACAUCCUACUGCAAAAUUAUUUAAGGAAUAUCUCGAGGCUUAUAUUAAAAUGCAGUCUAAAGAAUAUAUAAAGGAUAUUAAAGAACGUAGAUGA